UACUUUCGUGGGCAUGCUAGCGGAGAGUUCCCAUUCAUGUCGUUUUGUCUCUUCGUCUUCUCGCUUCCAGACUUCGCCGCCCAACGCAGCCAUGGACCACGUUGUGCCUAUGUUUCUAAACACCAUUUACCACAUCAGGAACGCCGGGGAAGUCGUUGAUACUUUUCGAAAGACCACUACACCAACCGAUAAGGCUACGGCGAGCGUCAACUCUUGGGCUUUGGAUCUGCUGGGCGACUUCCUCUACACGUGCCCCCUGCUGAAAUUCGGACACGAGCUCGCGGCCAGGCAGCGGAACCAGGUGUUCGGCUACGUGUUCGAUCACAAGGCUAGCUUCGCGCUUUUCAACGACACAACGGGGGCGGCGCGUUUCAUGGACCUGGACUUUGUGUUCGGCCGCCCUUUGGAAGGGUCGCGGGCAGCCACCGCCCAAGAACGGGACCUUAGCCGAAGAAUGAUCGACAUAUGGUCCACGUUUGCCAAGACGGGGAAUCUACCGUUCGUGCAUGGACAGCCCUGGACAAGCUACAGGGACGACAGAAGAGAUAUAGGAGUGCGCAUCGGGCUCACGACACUGGAAGAAGUGAGAGACUACCGGAAGAAGACUUGCGCCAUCCUGCCAUCUUUAGUUGCAGAUCACGCAACGCUGAAAGGAGGCGCAGCUGUUAGCACGACCACGAGAGCACAUCGAGGAAAGGUCACUGACUGAUCCUGCAUACGUCAGGACUGAUAUUUCCAUCUCGACAUAGGUUUAGUAGCUGUUCACUUUUCUUUUUUUUUUCUUAUAGAGGGACGCUUGUCCUGAAUUUAGUGCGCUUAGAGUCUUUGGGAGUCGAACAAUAUACGUUGUCAUGGA
Molecule: messenger RNA, 856 nt
Organism: Dermacentor andersoni
Lineage: Eukaryota; Metazoa; Arthropoda; Arachnida; Ixodida; Ixodidae
Source: RefSeq, a predicted model, not a curated record